UCUUGGGCCGAGGCGAAGGCAUGUUCCCUGCUCAGGAGGAAGCCGACAGGACGGUGUUUGUGGGAAAUUUAGAGGCCCGAGUGCGGGAAGAGAUUCUCUACGAGCUGUUCCUUCAGGCUGGGCCAUUAACCAAAGUGACUAUCUGCAAAGACAGAGAAGGAAAGCCGAAGUCUUUUGGGUUUGUCUGCUUUAAACACCCAGAAUCGGUGUCUUAUGCCAUAGCUUUGCUGAAUGGAAUUCGUUUAUAUGGAAGACCAAUUAACGUGCAGUAUCGAUUUGGGAGCUCUCGCUCUUGUGAUCCAGCUAACCAAAGUUUUGAGAGCUGUGUUAAGAUAAAUUCACACAGCUACAGAAAUGAAGAAGUCGUGGGCAGAACUUCCUUUCCCAUGCAGUUCUCUCCAAUUAAUAAUGCAGCUUUACCUCAGGAAUAUCUUUUCUUUCCGAAGAUGAUAUUUUCUUCUUUGACCAACUUGGGCCAAUAUUCUACUAUGGACCAGUUGCUGGCGGGUUUCGACAAUUGUUGACCUCGUUUCAGUGACUUAACAGAGAGCUGUUCAGUCCCUCUUAGCCCACUUGCAUGCUUCAAUGGUAAGGAAGCACUCUUGAUGUCAGACACUUAGAGAAAUGAAAAUAGGCCCAUUUAUCAGGAUGGUGAACAAAAUGAAAAGAUAGAUGUGACACUGGUUGUUCAGCUUCAUCUCAAUUUAAACAUAUUUAAGAGCUGGGUGUAUUCUCCCUCAGGGUGGAUGUGGCCUGUGGCAGAUGUGAUUUCAGUAGCUAUUCCCGGAGGAAGACUUGGCUGUUUGGUUCCCAGUCUUCCCUCUCUCUAGGAAGGGGCGGAAGGCUGGAGGAGUAGAGUUACCUCCUAUAAUAUCAUCCUAAAGAACCGGCGGCAC
Messenger RNA from Balaenoptera musculus (blue whale), 896 nucleotides. It is a transcript of the gene RBM11, whose product is annotated as RNA binding motif protein 11. The transcript has 5 exons. Gene Ontology annotation, molecular function: single-stranded RNA binding. The record is from RefSeq and is a predicted model, not a curated record. Gene Ontology annotation, cellular component: nucleus. Lineage: Eukaryota; Metazoa; Chordata; Mammalia; Artiodactyla; Balaenopteridae. The coding region runs from base 21 to 524 and encodes 167 amino acids. Gene Ontology annotation, biological process: regulation of alternative mRNA splicing, via spliceosome.